Messenger RNA from Ochlerotatus camptorhynchus, 2913 nucleotides. RefSeq lists its product as uncharacterized. The record is from RefSeq and is a predicted model, not a curated record. Gene Ontology annotation, biological process: heart contraction. The transcript has 8 exons. Lineage: Eukaryota; Metazoa; Arthropoda; Insecta; Diptera; Culicidae. The coding region runs from base 668 to 2743 and encodes 691 amino acids. Gene Ontology annotation, cellular component: sarcoglycan complex; membrane.
AUGGGAGCUUUCGUCACGGUGGCUUAGAUCAUCCAGAACGAUCAGAUUUUUCUCGCGAAUUAUUGUGAGCAUAUUUGUUAAACGGAAGCCAUGAGGUGAUGACAAGUUGCAAUUAGUUAUCGGGUCGAAGGAUUGACACUGUGAAAAUAAGGAAUGCAUGGAAAAAAACACCCGAAAAUGUGAAGCGUGCUGAGUGAAAGGCAAAAUAAAAGCGUGAGAAAUUGUGUGAUUCCACGGUCUGAAAGGCGGGAAACUUUUGCGCUCGCUGCUGAAGUGCCGUGGGUGGAAGUGCCGAGCUAUUUUUUCGGUGAUUUGAGUUAGAGUGAAGCGGUAAACGCGAAAAUAUUGCUAAGAAGGAUUUGCGGUUGCUGAGAUGGAGUGAAAGUGAUAUUUUGUGAACCAAUAGAGAGUUAUUAAGAUUGUUACAUCAACGGGAGUCACUAUCGUCGGAAGAGAACAUUCCAAGUGAAAAAUGUGUGAUUGUAUAUGAGUGUCGUUUCAUGGAAAACCGUCCACCUCUGAGAAAGCGUUACUGAAUUCAUACGGAAGCAUUUCGCUUGAAAAAGGUCACCAGGUGCGCCCCUCGGAACCGAACAAAAAACGAGUGACAUUCAGUUCGAGAAUCAUAAUACCUUCCCAUCCAUCCUCCGGUGCAGUUUGCAUUGUAAUGACCUUUGAUGACGCAUUGAGCGAAUGCAAUCAAUCAUCGCUACGAACCGAAAAUGUACCUCGCCGAGAGAACGAUCCGUCGUACUUGUCACGGCCACCGACUUGUGUCAGCGUAAGCUUGCCCAAGCAACAACAACAACAACAACAGCAGUUACCUGGAGGUGGUGGUGAUAGUGGAUGCCAACCCGGAUCCAAACCUAGACCGGCGUUCUUACGCUAUUGUCCCGACGAAUCUGACAGUGCGACUGCUACCGUUGUCGGUGGAGGAUUUUCUCAGCUUCUCGUUCGGCAAGUGAAUUGGAAUUUUUACACUGAUUGCCAAGAAGAUCAACGUUCGGAUUUGGAGAACGGUGCCGAUAGCCCUCCGCCGCUUCCGUUGUUGCCUCAAACGGAAGAGGCGCUAAAACUGUUGCGAGAAAUCGAUAGCAAUAUUGCUGCCGUUGGAGGAUUAACCGAAAAUGGAUUCGGAGCGCUAUUGGACAACGACAAUUGCGGCGACGGUGCCAAUCGAACCGACAAUAUGUCCUAUUAUUUAAGAGAUGGCCCCCGAUCUGUAUUUUUCAAUCCACCGCCACAAGACAGUAAUACCAGGUCCGAAACGGAACCACUGCAACGCCAGACGGUGGAACCCGAGGGGUCAGGUACCUCCAACUCUUCCAGCUUGGAUAAGGGAAGAAUGUUCAAACGGCCGUUAUACGGUCCCAACACAUCUACGCUGUCUGGCAUAGGAAGCAGUAAACCCGUUACGUCUUCUCUGGGUGCAGCUUCGUUGCUGUACCCUUCGCAACCGCCUCGGAUUAUCGGAAGUACUAGUGCCAAUUUUGGAGCUCCUGGGAAUAAACUAUUCACGGAACCGGACGUGACGGCAAACAGUUUGAAGAUUGCUUUCCGGCCUUCUCCGACGAGUAGUACCGCUACGACGACGCCCAGCUCUACGGCGCCUGGUAGUGGCACCCAUCAGCCGGUGGAAACUCAAAUGCCUGCAAACAGAAACAGUGGAAGUAGUGCACUGGGCGGUAAUGCCAUUCCGAAUAGUAGUGCGAAUAAUAAUUUUGUUCAUAGUAGUACUAGUGCCGGUAACAAUGUGCAUCACAGCGGAAAUGUUGUGAACAGUUACGGUGGUGACAGUGGGGGAGGGAGAAAUGCUGCUCUGGUGACCACAGUGCCUCAGCAUGGUGCGGUGACACCGAGUAGUGACGCGGCAGGGGUGCAGUUGACCUUGUAUGGAUGGCGCAAGAAAUGCCUUUACUCAGUGAUACUGAUCCUGAUGAUUAUGAUCAUCAUCAAUCUGGCGCUGACGCUGUGGAUACUGAAAGUGAUGGAGUUUUCAUCGGAUGGAAUGGGUCAGCUGAAGAUAGUUUCCGGAGGCAUUCAACUGACGGGGCAGGCAAUGGUUCUGGACAUUUUACGAGCUUCCUCGAUACGUUCCAAGCACGGGCAACCGAUUUCUAUAGAAUCUUCGCGAAACUUUAGUGUAAACACUCGUGAUUUCGAGGGAUACUUGGAAAAUCAACUAUUUUUGGGACACGAUCGGUUAGAAGUGCUGGCGAAUCACUUUCGAGUGUCGGACGCUCAUGGCACAUCCCUUUUUGCUGUCGAUCGUGAUGAAGUCUCCAUUGGAGCCAGUUCGCUCCGAGUCGAAGGAGAAGGUGGAGUCAUCUUCAAGGAUUCGAUCCAGACGCCUUUAGUACGGGCAGAGGCCGGGAAGGAUCUGAAAUUGGAAUCACCAACACGAUCCCUGGAGGUACGCGCAACUCAGGAAAUAUUCAUGCAAUCACGUGCCGGAAGCAUUGAAGCCAACUGCCUCAACGAUCUCAAGCUGCAUUCUGUGGCAGGAAGCAUCCGCCUGGAUGCCAGCUCGAUUAUCAUGCCCAAUCUUCGAACCGUUCAGGCUCCAUCAUCUUCCUCGUCUGGAUCGUCCCGAGACCAUGGCAGCAGUAGUUCAACAUCCUCUUCUUCUUCGUCUUCGUCCCACAGUAAAAUCUAUCAACUGUGUGCCUGUUCCAAUGGAAAACUCUUUCUCGCUCCGGCCCACAGCAUAUGCACGGCUGACGACAGUGCCAUCUGUAGGUAAUAUUUUUUACUCUCACUUCCCGUAGUAGCAAUUGCAUCAAAACGUCAUCAAACAAGUAGCCUAAUUAUGCAUAUAAUGAAACCAUGAACUUAGCUAGCCAUGAAAUGUGUAAAUAACUACGAACGUCCAUGGCCUACUGCGUGUAAAAAUUCGACGCAAGGAAACAUUCU